Nothobranchius furzeri (turquoise killifish) is the source of this 2978-nucleotide messenger RNA. Its product is annotated as claudin-3. The record is from RefSeq and is a predicted model, not a curated record. Gene Ontology annotation, molecular function: structural molecule activity. NCBI's taxonomy places the organism in Eukaryota, Metazoa, Chordata, Actinopteri, Cyprinodontiformes, Nothobranchiidae. Gene Ontology annotation, cellular component: plasma membrane; bicellular tight junction. Gene Ontology annotation, biological process: bicellular tight junction assembly; cell adhesion.
GGAUACAGUAUAUUAAAUGUGUUUCCUCAAACACAUUCCCACUCUGGGUACACAGAAAUUAACACUUAACUCACUUGUUUGUACAUCCAAAACGGUUGCAUGUGGUCACACUGAACCACAAAACAAAGUCUGCCCUGGUCAAUCAUUACCUAGUGACAGCAAUGAAACCGACACACCUGGAGCUACCAAGAGCAAAAGGUUAAACCAUAAAAACAUUCAUUUGUAGAAGCCCUGAAGACAUCACCAACACGCCCAGAUAAUAAAAGAGGCCAGUGCUCACAACGCACCUGAUUGGCUUGGUUUGACAAGUUAGGUCAUCUCUACUGUAGGAGGGCCAAGCUACCUUGUGAUAAAAUGAUAUGCGGGUUUAUCGACAUGUUAGAAUCAGCAGAUCAACAGAAAACGUCUGAGUAGGAGAGUGUGGAGAAGACGUUCCUGGAGAAGAGACGAGUCGGCCAGGAGUUCCUUGAAGGACAAACUAAAGAAGAUAGAAAGAAAGACUGGAAGGACAAUAAACCAAAUUGUUCUUGCAGUGAAAAGAACGCAUCACAGCCAACAGAUGGGGUCACUGGGACUUGAGCUGGCUGGUAUCAGUCUGUCAGUGCUGGGGUGGGUGCUGAGUAUUGUCAGCUGUGUCCUACCAAUGUGGAGGGUCACAGCCUUCAUUGGUGCCAACAUCGUCACGGCUCAGGUGUACUGGGAGGGUCUGUGGAUGAGCUGCGUGUUUCAAAGCACGGGCCAGAUGCAGUGUAAAGUCUAUGACUCUAUGCUGGCUCUCCCUCAGGAUCUGCAAGCCGCCAGGGCGCUCACUGUCGUCGCCAUUAUAGUGGGAGUGGUGGCCCUCCUCAUUUCCAUGGUGGGAGCCAAGUGCACCAACUGCAUUGAGGAAGAGGGGGCUAAAGCCAGGGUGAUGAUCGCCUCAGGAGCAGGGUUCAUCGCAGCAGCUCUGGCACAGCUCGUACCUGUUUCCUGGUCGGCAAACACAAUCAUCAUUGAGUUCUACAGUCCAGUCGUUCCCUCUGGGCAGAAGAUGGAGAUCGGGGCUGCGCUGUACCUGGGAUGGGCUGCUGCAGCUCUGCUUUUGGUUGGUGGGUCCAUCCUCUGCUGCAGUUGCCCGCCUAAAGAAGAGAAAGCCAUGCGAUACAGCAUGCCCCCUCAGAGCCGUAUGGCGUACUCCGCAGCUCCAAGGUCAAUGGCUCAAAGCUCCUACAACAGAAAGGACUACCCUUCUGUCAACAACUUUCCCACCAGACGACGAGCCGACAUGUCGAUGGGUUUGGAGAUUGUGGGAAUUGCCUUUGGAUUCCUUGGAUUCAUUGGUGCAAUAGUGUCAUGUGCCCUGCCUAUGUGGAGGGUAUCAGCCUUCGUUGGAGCCAACAUUGUCACUGCUCAGGUCAUCUGGGAAGGCUUGUGGAUGAAUUGUGUCACUCAGAGCACAGGUCAGAUGCAGUGCAAGAUCUAUGACUCGAUGCUGGCUUUAUCUCAGGAUCUGCAGGCCUCCAGAGCCAUGCUGGUCAUCUGUAUUAUACUGGGGAUUUUGGGAGUCUUGAUCUCCAUUGUCGGAGCAAAGUGCACCAACUGCAUUGAAGAUGAGCCAUCCAAGGCUAAAGUGAUGAUCAUCUCCGGGAUCUUCUUCAUCCUAGCUGGCAUUUUGGUCCUUGUCCCUGCCUCCUGGUCCACCAAUGUCAUCAUCCGGGAUUUUUACAACCCAAUCUUGUUAGAGUCUCAGCGAAGGGAGAUUGGGGCAUCGAUCUACAUCGGCUUUGCAGCAGCCAUCCUGUUUCUGAUUGGAGGGGCGAUGCUGUGCAGCAGCUGUCCACCCAAAGAACAGAAAUACAAGCCGCCGCGUCUGGCCUACUCCGCCCCACGCAGCACCAGCGCAGGUGGAGGAUACGACAAAAGAGACUAUGUUUAAACAGCUUCAAAGCGUCUGAGGAAUUGAUGUGGACAAAACAUGUCUUUGUGAGCAGUUUGUUUUUUAUAUACAUUUAUAUAUCAUAAACCUCAGGGUAUACCCCUUUCAAUAGACUCCGAGAUGAAGACGAAUGCUGAUUUUUGUGUUUCGCUUUGUACUGACAUGUUCAUUUAUUUGGAAUUCUCCUUUACACGAAUUUAGCUGUAACUGCAAUUUUUACAUAUUACAACAGAUUUUUUGUUGUUGUCAUUUUAGAUAAAUGUAAUUGCUUCUUUUGUGAUGUCAUCAAAGUCACCUGCUGUUUGCUCGUCUGUGUCGUGUCACAUUUCACUGAAACUUGCUGUUAAAAUUUCCUGUCACCAUCAGGAAGAGCCAGAGCUCAUUUUACAUGGAUUUGCUUGCGUGAUUGUUCAGUGUGUGUGUGUGUGUGUGUGUGUGUGUGUGUGUGUGUGUGUGUGUGUGUGUGUGUGUGUGUGUGUGUGUGUAUGUGUGUGUAUUUUGCAUGUAAUAUUUGUUUAGGAGAGUUUCUGCUGCGACUGAAACUAAAGUUGGAUCACUGAUAUGGUUUCUGAGAACAACUUUUUCCCCUUCCUCCUGGUUUCUCACUUAUUAGAGACUGAAGUAGUGGGUUCAGUUCAGCUCACAACUGAAGUGAGACUAUUUUAUCAACUUUGAAAAUGUUUGGAUUUUUAUUAAAAUGUAUUUUGUCCAAUUUAAAAAAAUGUUGCAUGUUUUUCUUUUAAUUAAUAUUUUUAAACAGAAUUUCAUUGGUCGCACAUCCUGAAAGGAUGAUGGUUACAACCACUUUUGUACAUUUUUAAGUAUUUUGUUCUUAAGGUUUAUAAUAAACAUGCACUAAAUACUGCUUUUAAAUGCAAUGAUGUGAAACAAUGUGUGUUCACAAUUUCAAUAAAUCUUUUUGCUCAAAAGAAAAAUAUUUGACAAUGUUUUAAAGCACAAAAACAAGGACAAGCUCCCAGAAAAUUAAAGUAUCAUUAGUCAUCACACUUUGGUGAAACUCCUCUCCGCAUUUGACCCAUCCCCAUUGUUAGAGCUAUUUGAU